Messenger RNA from Drosophila novamexicana, 383 nucleotides. RefSeq names its product ubiquitin-related modifier 1 homolog (gene Urm1). NCBI's taxonomy places the organism in Eukaryota, Metazoa, Arthropoda, Insecta, Diptera, Drosophilidae. The transcript has 5 exons. Gene Ontology annotation, cellular component: nucleus; cytoplasm. Gene Ontology annotation, biological process: protein urmylation; tRNA thio-modification. Gene Ontology annotation, molecular function: protein tag activity. Bases 39 to 338 code for a protein of 99 amino acids. The record is from RefSeq and is a predicted model, not a curated record.
ACCAAAACAAUAAUAAAUUGACUGUAGAUAGCCAAAAGAUGCCGGACUUAAAAAUAAUACUGGAGUUCAGUGCUGGCGCCGAACUGCUCUUUGGCAAUAUCAAACGGCGGGAACUUGCAUUGGACGGCGACCAAAAAUGGACCAUAGCGAAUUUGCUAAAGUGGAUGCACGCCAACAUUUUAACAGAACGUCCUGAGCUAUUCAUGCAGGGAAACACGGUACGGCCCGGCAUCCUGGUGCUGAUCAAUGAUACGGACUGGGAGCUGCUGGGCGAGCUAGACUAUGAGCUGCAACAGAAUGAUAACGUGCUUUUCAUAUCCACACUGCACGGCGGCUAACAGAAGCGCUUUAUGUUAACUAGUAUAAGUACAAAGUUUUGUAUU